AUGACUAUGGAGCUUGCUUUGAUCAUGGAUCGACUUUAUGGUGGUGUCUGCUACGCUGGAAUUGAUACGGACCCAGAGCUAAAAUAUCCUAAAGGAGCUGGCCGUGUAGCAUUCUCCAAUCAACAGAGCUAUAUUGCAGCCAUCAGCGCCAGAUUCGUUCAAUUGCAACACAAUGACAUCGAUAAAAGG
Molecule: messenger RNA, 189 nt
Organism: Protopolystoma xenopodis
Lineage: Eukaryota; Metazoa; Platyhelminthes; Monogenea; Polystomatidea; Polystomatidae
Source: the annotation of a GenBank genome assembly